This is a messenger RNA of Polyodon spathula (Mississippi paddlefish), 1000 nucleotides long. It is a transcript of the gene mrps2, whose product is annotated as mitochondrial ribosomal protein S2. Gene Ontology annotation, cellular component: mitochondrial small ribosomal subunit; ribosome. Gene Ontology annotation, molecular function: structural constituent of ribosome. The record is from RefSeq and is a predicted model, not a curated record. Lineage: Eukaryota; Metazoa; Chordata; Actinopteri; Acipenseriformes; Polyodontidae. Gene Ontology annotation, biological process: translation. The coding region runs from base 53 to 859 and encodes 268 amino acids. The transcript is spliced from 4 exons.
UUUAUAAAUAAAGUUUGUUGAAAUUUCACUUUGACCUCCAGGAGAGACAGGCAUGGCUGCGGGAUUGUUGAAGAAAGCACUUCCUAGGCUUGGAGCAGCCGUUCCUAGGUGGCCCGGUGUUCACUGCAUGACCACCCGGCUGUAUGGAACUGCAGUAGCCCAGACCGAACUCCAUCAACCAGACAACUCGGUUGGCAGUGACCAGAUUUUAACAGAGCCUCUCAAACACCCUGACUUCUUCCAUCUGUCUGAGCUGUUCUCUUUGAAGGAUCUUUUUGAUGCCAGAGUGCACCUGGGGCACAAGAGAGGCUGCAGACACAGGCUGAUGGAGCAGUAUCUGUUUGGCUGCCGUUUGGAACAGGACAUCCUUGAUCUGGACCAGACGAUGGAGCACCUGCAGCAGGCUCUCAACUUCACUGCUCAUGUGGCGUACCGCCAUGGCAUCAUCCUGUUUGUCAGCCGCAACCGUCAGUUCACCCACCUGAUCGAGAGCAUGGCCAGAGACUGCGGGGAGUACGCCCACUGCCGCUACUGGCAGGGCGGCCUGUUGACCAACGCUAAUGUCCAGUAUGGUAAGGGCGUGCGACUGCCGGACCUCAUCGUCUUUCUCAGCACCCUCAACAAUGUCUUCCAGCAGCAUGUGGCUGUCCGGGAUGCAGCCAAGAUGAACAUCCCCACAGUGGGCAUCGUGGACUCGAACUGUAACCCCAGCCUCCUCACCUACCCAGUCCCGGGGAAUGACGACUCGGCCCCAGCUGUGGAACUCUACUGCAAGCUGUUCAGAAUGACCAUCAACAGAGCCAAGGACAAGAGAAGGCAAAUGGAAAUCCUGUACGGCUUGAAGAGCCAGAAUGAUUGAUUAUAACUAGGACUCAUGUUUUAAUGGGGUUCCUUGGGAGUGAACAGAUGGCUGUGGUUACCAACUCCAGUCCUUGGGCACUACUUGCUCUUCAGGUUUUUGUUUCAAUCAGGAUCCAAGUAGUUUUUUUUUUUUUUUUUU